AUGAAUAAAAUUUUCAAAGUGAUAUUACAGGUUGCUGAUGUUCGUGUUGGUCUUUCUCAAAUUGGCUAUGACUUGGAUACAUUACAGGCAACAGUUUCUGGUUUGGAUGGCAAGAUAAUGUCAUUGGAAGACAAACAGAGAACCAUAUAUGUAUUCUCGAAAGAAGAGUUGCACUUAGAUGAUCAGGGGAUGGAUCUUGCAAAUGUUGGUGUGCUGUAUCUGUUGAACGUAGCUCAGGGGAAAAGAGUGAAAAUGCCCAAAUUCCUGCAGGAUCAAGUUGAACACUUUGGCAAGUCUGGUGGUUCUCUCACUUGCUCUGAAUCACAAAGUCUCAAGGGUCUGAAGGAGAUAGCAGGCCCUUUAACAUCAAUAAAUUUCAGUCGUUCAAUAACAGAUGGCACCACACAAGACGGCAUUGAUAACUUGGAUGAUAUUCCUAGAACCCUGACGAGGUACUAA
Molecule: messenger RNA, 459 nt
Organism: Ilex paraguariensis (yerba mate)
Lineage: Eukaryota; Viridiplantae; Streptophyta; Magnoliopsida; Aquifoliales; Aquifoliaceae
Source: the annotation of a GenBank genome assembly